Arabidopsis lyrata subsp. lyrata is the source of this 845-nucleotide messenger RNA. RefSeq names its product GTP-binding protein SAR1A. Gene Ontology annotation, biological process: vesicle organization; intracellular protein transport; endoplasmic reticulum to Golgi vesicle-mediated transport. The record is from RefSeq and is a predicted model, not a curated record. NCBI's taxonomy places the organism in Eukaryota, Viridiplantae, Streptophyta, Magnoliopsida, Brassicales, Brassicaceae. Bases 85 to 666 code for a protein of 193 amino acids. The transcript is spliced from 3 exons. Gene Ontology annotation, molecular function: GTP binding; GTPase activity. Gene Ontology annotation, cellular component: endoplasmic reticulum exit site; COPII vesicle coat.
AAAAGAAACCAAUUUACAUAUUUGUCGUUUCCGAGUGCGAAGCUGCGUGAAAAUCUUCAAUCUGACGAGAGAGAAGAAGAAGCGAUGUUCCUGGUGGAUUGGUUCUAUGGAGUUCUGGCAACUCUGGGAUUAUGGCAGAAAGAAGCGAAGAUUCUGUUUCUAGGUCUCGACAACGCCGGCAAAACCACCUUGCUUCACAUGUUAAAGGACGAGAGACUGGUCCAGCAUCAGCCGACACAGCAUCCGACAUCUGAAGAACUAAGUAUCGGCAAAAUCAAGUUCAAAGCUUUCGAUUUGGGAGGUCAUCAGAUUGCUCGUAGAGUCUGGAAGGACUACUAUGCUAAGGUUGAUGCAGUGGUAUACCUAGUGGAUGCAUAUGACAAAGAGAGGUUUGCAGAAUCAAAGAAAGAGCUUGACGCUCUUCUCUCUGAUGAAUCCCUAGCAACUGUCCCUUUCCUCGUUCUUGGAAACAAAAUCGACAUUCCUUACGCCGCAUCAGAAGACGAGUUGCGUUAUCAUCUAGGCCUCACCAAUUUCACCACUGGGAAAGGUAAAGUGAAUUUAGCUGGAACAAAUGUUCGUCCCCUUGAGGUGUUCAUGUGCAGCAUUGUCAGAAAGAUGGGUUACGGCGAAGGAUUUAAAUGGGUUUCUCAAUAUAUCGACUAGAUCAAUUAUAAGUCUUAUCUAUCUAUACAAUGUGAUUGGUAUCUAUCUACUUGUUAUGAUAUCUAUAUGUAUGAUUACGAUUCAAAUGAAAUAUGUGAAUGUGUGUAUACAGCAAGAUUUCUAUUUUUGACGCCUUUUAGAUUAUAGAUUUAGUGUAUACAGACCAAACUUGAAUCCUA